AUGGCGGGGUCCAAGGUGAAGCAGGACAUGCCUCCUCCGGGGGGCUAUGCUCCCUUCGAUUAUAAGAGAAAUCUACCGAAACGAGGACUUUCGGGUAUAUACUUUUUUUUACUCUUAUACAGACCCAAACACGAGCGGCUAAUGAUGGAAAAGCACGAGACAUUUGUAACUAUGUAAACAGCAGCUAAUGCUAACAGCUUAGUCAGACACACAGACUCAGAGACAGAGAGAGCUGUAUAUUUUAUGGAAGCUGUAUAGAUGAGAUUAACACCUGUGCCUGCUAAGUAAUAGUCUUUGGUUUUGCUACGCUCAAGCGUAUCUUAAUGGGGUCUUAACGUGAAACCACCCUCUUCAAAACUGUAGUAAAGCAGGAAUGUCACCGAUAAAAAUGUAAGAGUGCUCCUCAAAACCCCAAAGAACUCAGGUAUUUCUGAUCUUAUUGAAACCUCGAGUAUAUAAUCACACCGACCAGCCUUAACUUGGGCAAUCUAAUUCAACUCAAAACAACAACUGUACCCCAGCCGAGUUUCUGAAUAUUCAGCUUUUCUUGACAUGAUCAGACAGGUAUUUGUGGAGGUGAGAUAGGUGAUGGACUAGUGUGUCAUCUUGAAAUAUGUUGCAGAUAUAUUGUACACAUUAUUCAUUAGGAAGAGGGGGUCAAGUCGCAGGAGCAACCUUCAACAUAAUGCAACACCCUCCAUAACUUUAACAAGUAAUGUCGGGAAUAGUUAGCAUCUACAUGAGCAUGUCAACAAAGUGGAAAACUUUGUUGACAAAAAUAAUACCAUAAGUAUAACUUACGGUAGAGCUAGGAAGGUUGCAUUUUCAUUGCCCAUGUGUUCACUAUCAUAAUAAUAAUAACUUUAUUUUUAUAGCACUUUUAAAAACAGAAGUCUACAAAGUGUUUUGACAAACAGUUGCAAAACACAGAACAUAAGUACAUGAAAAUAAAAACAAUUAAAAACAAAAGCUCAGUUAAAAACAAGGCCUCCGAAUUGAAGGCCAAUUUCAUUUGUCAUAAGAAACCCCAACAAUACAAGAACCCUACAACAUAAAAUGAGAUCAUGAGUCCCAAAAUAAAAACAUAAAAUAGGUAAGAAGAAGAAAUGUAAUGUAAAGGGGGGUAGAAAGCAGUAAAAAGGAUAGUAAAUAUAAAACGAGCAUAUUAAUAAUGAUAAUAGAAUAAUAAUUAUGAUAAUAUUAAUGAUAAAAUGGAAUAACAAAAUGAGGAGGAAAAAACAAUAAAAUCAGUUAAAGUCCUUAAAGGUAAAAUAAGAAAAGAUUAUUAGUAAAACAAAGGCUAAACAGAGUGAAGUUGAAAUAAGAUAAAAGAAAUUAAAAAAAAGAGAGAAAAGAUGGCAUCACAUAAAAGCAAGUCUGUAAGAGUGAGUUUUUAAAUUUGAAUAAUAAUGACAAAUAAUAGCUAUGAUAAUGCUAUUGGUGUUUAUUCAUGUCACAAUUCUGGGAGAGCAGAUGGUUAAAAAAAAACAUGAUUUAUUUCAGUUUUCGAGUCAUGAUUGCCAUGCAGAGAGCAGGAUACUGUACUAUCUGUACUGACCCUACAAAUGUGGAGAAGCACCCUCAUGACAGGAUAUUUGUGAAAGCUUAAAUAUAGACGAUAAUGUCACUGAUGAUCAUUCUGCUGAGAAGGUCAGAGGUAGAAUGAGUCUACUACUGUGUUAUUUUGCUGAUUAAUGGAUAUCAUUCACAAAUAUUUUGCAAUUAAUUACUUGUCAGUAAGUAUCUGAGUAGAGUAGUUAUUUUAUAUCACAGCAGUGGCUUGGUGAGAGCAGAAUAGCACUGAGAAAACAAGAGCAGUUCCUUUUGUAGGUACCAGACAGUAUUUGAGCUUAAACUCACCAUGAAAUUUUCCUCUUAUACUUCCAAUUCUUUUGUCCUUCACACACAACUUCAAUUGUGCUUGUAUAAACCUCUGCUCAGUUUUUUUUACAAGAAAACUCAAAAUAUUUCAAAUCAUCUUGCGAAUUUACUUCCACUUUACUGAAUCAGUUAUUCUCUAUUUGAGCAAGAGCAAAUAAAUGAGCAUGUCCUGAGAAGUUGUUUUGAGCUUUUAUGAAGGACUAAAAGUGAAUAACGGUUAAGAAAAGGGUGCUUGUGAGUGCAACACUGGAUUCUUAAUUUAUUCACCCCCUACCUGGCAUUGUUGGAUGAAAAAAAAAUGACGUUGUCCAACCACCAGAUGGAGAUACUGAGCAGUAUUGAGUGUUUUUUAAUCUUUUAAAUCACAUUCUUGAACACUCAUAACCUCUGAUCAUCUUGAAAUAGUAAAUUACUAGAUGUUAAGUCAGUAAUGUGAAUUUCAGAUGUACAGUGGGUUUGGUGUUGCUGGGGUAUCUUUGGCCUGACGUUACCUGACGUUGGCAUGUGGAAAAAACUAAAUUUCUAAAAGUACUGCAGUCAUUCAGACCAAUUAGAGAUCCACACAAGGUUUACUGAGGUCACAGUGUGCCCAAUCCUCACUGCACUGCACUGCACCUGUACCCCACUCAUCAAACCUUAGCGUUCUCCAUGAGGUCAAAUAUUUACUCAGCCACGAACAUGAACACUUUGCUAAGUUAUAAAAGACUGUGAGUGUGGAAAGGUCAUGCAAGCUUGUGUCACCAGUCAUUAAAAUAAUUAUUGAUAUGUAUCCUCUACCAGCAAGAGACAUUCUAGUCUCUAUAUUUAUGACACUAGACCCUACUGGGUGAUAUACCGUAGUGGGUUUUCAAAAUGAGAUUUUAGCAAACAAUUGUGUCUGGAUCUAUCUAUCCAGGUGUUUUGGCUGUUGCCAUCUGUCACUUAACUUGGUGACCUUUCGUGUCACUGUCAGUAGGUCUUUACUGUUGCUGUGCAGCUUGAUUUUUGAGGAACAGAUCUCACAAGUUGCCCCUGUAGCAGCUCUGCUGUUUGCUAGAUUUGACUUUUAAGUCGCAAGUAGGCCUGUCGCGAUAAUCAAUAAAUCGCCUUAUCGCUCGGUAAAUAAAAACGAGGUCGGUCAUUUUGCCAGCCUCGAUAAUUGACGUGCGUUUGUUUUCCUCCUCUCUCGCUACCAAACACGCUGGAUGAGAGAAGAGGUCUCACCCUGCGCAUUUUUCUCGGCACCUGGGGGCGUUGGCUCUAUAGUGGAAUGAACGGAGUUAGUGAACCCUCCUGUCAGUCAUUCAGUGUCUUUGUCACGAGGGGGCUGGCGCGCACAGGCACACAGACACAGACUUUUGGAUACAGUGCUGCAAGUGAGCGUAGUGAGUGAAAAGCAAGCAAACAGAAUGAACACGACAGCUUUGGUGUCUAAACCGAACGCAACAGCCCAAGUGUGGGAAUAUUUCGGCUUUAAACCAGUUUUGUUUUCGUCAACCACAAAACUCCACGUGUGUGUGCGCGCGCGCGCGUGUGUGUCUGUGUGUUGGAGGAGCACAGCAGGCUGAUGAGAGCUGUCAGAGCGGACUGAAGCUGCUCCUAUAUGUUUAGCGUUUAACUGACUGAGUUUUGCAACUCUGUUCGUCAUUUUCGUCUCGUCCCAUCAACGUAAACGCACUUUCGUCUCGUCACAUUUUAGUCAUCUCCGACUUAUGAUUAGCUCGUCAACGUUACGUCUUCGCCAUGGGUGAAAUUAAAGUUGAUCACUUUUGACACGGUGUACUCGCAUUAUUAUGCCAUUUAAUAUCAUUAUCUAUAAUUUAAAAAACGGUGUCAAUAAUAUCGUUUAUCGGCGAUAAUUUGUAGCACAAUUAUCGUCCAGCAAAAUUUGUUAUCGUGACAGGCCUAGUCGCAAGCCACUUUGAUGAGGCUGUUGCAGUGAAAACAGCCCUAUAGAAAAAUGACAAAUCAUCUUUGAUUCAACAAGUCUGUUCAGACAUAGGAUUUGCUUUUGGCACACUUCCGUUCACAGAAACCAGUCAAGCAAGUUCUGGUUAAUAUGUAGCAACUUAUGCACAGACAAGUGUGUCGGUGAAUGUCAUUGUCUUGAUGUUAAAACUUUAUUUUGUUUUGUUGAUUUAACACAGAAACAUCCUGAUGCAAACCAAUAUUUGCAGAGCUCCAGGUGGUGUGAAUCUUAGCAUAUUUUAAAAAUGAUUCAUUUUUCACUGUGUGACACAAGGGGAAGGAACUUGCCGUGUAUUGAUACAUCGAUGCCACAAGUUGCUCACAUUUUUCUGAUAUAUUUAGAGCCUCAAACCCAAGACAAAUUAUUCUGUGUUAAGCAGCAUUGUAUCACUGAUCCGUUCUUUUAUCAACAGGGUAUAGCAUGUUUGGCAUCGGCAUCGGGAUCAUGGUGUUUGGCUACUGGAAGCUUUUCAAGUGGAACAGAGAGAGGAGGUGGGAUUCUUCUUGAAGUCAAAAUUUCCACACAGUGUUUCACAGUCUGUGGGCACCUGGUAAUCAUUUGUGUUUGUGCACCACAGGCGCCUGCAGAUUGAGGAGAUGGAGGCCAGGAUAGCUAUGAUGCCACUGCUUCAGGCAGAGCAUGACCGACGGUGACAUACAACAAAUAUUUGGUUCAGGAUUUUUGUUUUGGUUGCUCCUAAAGGCAAAAGUGUAUUUAAAAACUUCCUUUCCUCUGACCAGGACCUUGAGAAUACUGAGGGAGAAUUUAGAAGAGGAGGCAAUUAUCAUGAAGGACGUUCCAGGUUGGAAGGUAAAGAGCAAACUUAUAUUUGCUGUGACUCGACUACAACAUGAGAGUUUGUAACCUUACAUACAAGUGCAUCUAAAUCAAUAAUGAUAUCAUCAAAAAAAUGAUUUUUUUCAGUAAUUUAGUUCAGAGUGAAACUUUGUUUUGGCAUUACCACUUCAUUCUACAAACAUAUACUGUAAAACAGGAUUAAACUGAUGAUGUUUAGGUUUGUUCUUUCCAAAACAAACCUCUUCUCAAUAUUAAUAAAUACUCUGUUUGACAUGCUGCAGGUCGGCGAGAGCGUCUUCCACACAGACCGCUGGUCGACCCCUAUGACGGAAGAGCUGUUCAACCUCCGGCCCCGUGAGGAGCACUUGAACAAAAUUUAUGGCUUUAUGUCAUAUAUGUGA
Molecule: messenger RNA, 5028 nt
Organism: Xyrichtys novacula (pearly razorfish)
Lineage: Eukaryota; Metazoa; Chordata; Actinopteri; Labriformes; Labridae
Source: the annotation of a GenBank genome assembly